AAAAGGAAGAUACAGGAACCUUCAUGGUGUCUGGUAUUCCCAGAAACAGUUGCUUGUGAAGCUGAGAAUGUCAGAAACAUCUACCACCAGCUUGGGAGGCAGGAGAUCAGUCCCACUCAACAACUCCAAUGCUUUGGAAGAUGACCUCCCCACUGUGGAGCUGCACGGUCUGGUGCCCCGAGGUGUCAGCCUGCAAGACUAUCUGAAUGUCACAAAUAUUCACUUGUUCAAGGAAAGGUGGGACACCAACAAAGUGGACCAUCACACUGACAAGUAUGACAACAACAAGUUGAUUGUACGCCGAGGACAGCCUUUCUAUAUCCAGAUUGACUUCAAUCGUCCCUUUGAUCUGCGAAGGGAUCUCUUCAGAGUUGAGUAUGUCAUUGGUCGGUACCCACAGGAAAACAAGGGCACUUACAUUCCUGUUCCGGUUGUCACAGAACUACAACAGGGGAAGUGGGGGGCCAAAGUUGUCAUGAAAGAAGAUAGGUCCAUCCGGCUGUCUGUUCAACCAUCCCCGAAAUGCAUUGUGGGAAAGUUCCGCAUGUAUGUUGCUGUCUGGACGCCUUACGGCAUAGUCCGCACCAGCCGGAACCCAGAAACAGACACAUACAUUCUCUUCAAUCCUUGGUGUGAAGAGGAUGCUGUCUAUCUGGAUGAUGAGAAAGAACGAGAAGAAUAUGUCUUGAACGACAUUGGUGUUAUUUUCCAUGGAGACUUCAAGGCCAUCAAGAAUAGAAGCUGGAGCUAUGGUCAGUUUGAAGAUGGUAUUCUUGAUGCAUGCCUUUAUGUGAUGGACAGAGCAAAAAUGGACCUCUCUGGUAGAGGGAAUCCCAUCAAAGUCAGCCGAGUUGGAUCUACCAUGAUUAAUUCCAAAGAUGAUGAAGGUGUCCUUGUUGGGUCCUGGGACAAUAUCUAUGCCUAUGGUGUCCCCCCAUCAGCCUGGACUGGAAGUGUGGACAUCCUGUUGGAAUACCAGAGUUCUCAGAAUCCAGUCCGCUAUGGCCAGUGUUGGGUUUUUGCUGGUGUGUUUAACACUUUUUUGCGGUGCCUUGGGAUACCAGCAAGAGUCGUUACCAAUUAUUUCUCAGCCCACGAUAACGAUGCCAAUCUGCAAACGGAUAUCUUUCUGGAAGAAGAUGGGAAUGUAAACAAGAAGCUCACAAAGGAUUCGGUGUGGAACUACCACUGCUGGAACGAGGCCUGGAUGACACGGCCGGACCUUCCUGUUGGAUUUGGUGGUUGGCAAGUUGUGGACAGCACCCCCCAGGAGAAUAGCGAUGGGAUGUACCGGUGCGGCCCUGCCUCUGUGCAAGCCAUCAAGCAUGGCCAUGUUUGCUUCCAGUUUGAUGCGCCCUUUGUUUUCGCCGAGGUCAACAGCGAUCUUGUCUACAUCACAGCCAAAAAAGAUGGCACACAUGUGGUGGAAGCGGUGGAUUCCACCCACACAGGGAAAUUAAUUGUGACCAAACAAGUUGGAGGAGAUGGCAUACAAGAUAUUACUGAUACUUAUAAAUUUCAAGAAGGUCAAGAAGAGGAAAGGUUGGCCCUGGAAACUGCCCUGAUGUAUGGAGCUAAAAAGCCCCUCAACACAGAAAGCAUCGUCAAGCCACAGUCAGAUGUUGACAUGGACUUUAAAGUGGGAAAUGCCGUGCUGGGUAAAGACUUCAAAAUCACCAUCAUGUUCCAGAACAAUAGCUCCAACCGGUACACCGUCUCAGCUUAUCUCUCAGGCAACAUCACCUUCUACACCGGGGUCUCCAAGACCGAGUUCAAGAAGGAGACAUUUGAGGUCACACUGGAGCCCUUAUCCUUCAAGGAAGAGGAGGUGCUGGUCAGAGCCGGCGAGUACAUGGGCCAGCUGCUGGAACAAGCCUCCCUGCACUUCUUCGUCACAGCCCGGGUCAACCAGACCAAGGAUGUCCUGGCUAAGCAGAAGUCCACUAUGCUAACGAUCCCCAAGGUCAUCAUCAAGCCACCAGCCAGCCAGAUUAAGAUCGAGAGGAUUUCCAGACACAUCAAAGCUGUUCUUAUUUUCUCUAGUCAACAGCCCCAAACUACCCACCUACCUCUACCAACCGUGUCUGUGACUUCUACCAGAGUUUUGCAGAUUGUUUGGGCUAAUAAUUUGGUGAAUAGUGGAGGAGAGAUCUGGUACAGGAGAAUACCUAUUCCCAGUGAAAUACAACCCAACAACACUGUGCAGUGGGAAGAAGUGUUCCGUCCUUGGGUCUCUGGCCCACGGAAGCUGAUGGCCAGCAUGACCAGCGACACCCUGAGACACGUGUAUGGCGAGCUUGACUUGGAGAUUCAGAAGCAACCUGUGUAAACACAUGGGAGACUGAGAUGCAGCAUGCACUUGGCCUCUUGUAGCAUUGGCCAAGGAUCCUCUAAUACACAAAUAAUCAGCUCUUGCUUUAAGUUAGAUGCAAAGGCCAUACAGUUCUGGCUAUAACCCUGCAUUGGGGUGCCUGCUGUUCAAAUACACACGUUCCCAAGCCCACAGUAUUCUGAAUGGAAGUUAGAUUUUAAUUGCCAGCUUCCAAAGGAUUCUGAGCAUUAGCUUUAAUUAAGCUCUAAUUAAGCUCUCAUAGCUCAUAAGUGUAAAAGUCAUCAUUUAUCAUCUCAAAUGACUGCAGCUUCAAAUAUCAGAAGACUUCCCUUAGCAAGGAGAUUUGCUCAAUACCUGGCCUCAUUUAAAAGGACUUCUGAUCCUUCUACUGAUCGGUAACACAUUCCCCAAAAGGGAGGAGACCACCUGAUUUGGUUUGUCAAAUUCUAUCCCCUUUUCUUAGAGUCAGGUUUUAAUCCUCUGUGUCAGAAUAUUUUUCCCCCAAAUUGAGAACAGCUUCAUUUUUCUUCUUGGCAAAGUCAAAGAAAAGGUACUUUAUCUUGCACCUGCAGCAUAGUGAAUCCCUGCCAAAUUUCACAGAUUUACCUUGUGAAAAGAUGUGGCCCCAUGUGAACAAAUUGCAUUUGUGGGAAAAUUAAUCACCUAAGAAGAUAUAAGAAAGCAGGUGUAAGCAGGAACUUAGCAAGAGUAAUGAGUACCAGAGACUACUGGUACUCUCUAAAUUGCACGCG
Messenger RNA from Echinops telfairi (small Madagascar hedgehog), 3084 nucleotides. RefSeq names its product coagulation factor XIII A chain (gene F13A1). The record is from RefSeq and is a predicted model, not a curated record. Bases 68 to 2329 code for a protein of 753 amino acids. The transcript is spliced from 16 exons. Gene Ontology annotation, biological process: peptide cross-linking; blood coagulation, fibrin clot formation. Lineage: Eukaryota; Metazoa; Chordata; Mammalia; Afrosoricida; Tenrecidae. Gene Ontology annotation, molecular function: protein-glutamine gamma-glutamyltransferase activity.